Molecule: messenger RNA, 1536 nt
Organism: Chiroxiphia lanceolata (lance-tailed manakin)
Lineage: Eukaryota; Metazoa; Chordata; Aves; Passeriformes; Pipridae
Gene: NOXO1
Product: NADPH oxidase organizer 1
Exons: 8
Coding region: 81-1526 (481 amino acids)
Biological process (GO): superoxide anion generation
Molecular function (GO): superoxide-generating NADPH oxidase activator activity; phosphatidylinositol binding; protein binding
Source: RefSeq, a predicted model, not a curated record
CCAGCUCCAUCCCUCCAGCUCCCAUCCCUCCAGGACACAUCCCUCCAGCUGCCAGUGAGGGAGAAGCAGGCGUGGGGAAGAUGAGCUGCAGCAGGUACCCCGUGGAUGUGAAGGCUGUUGGCUUCAUGCAAUGCAGAAAGCAGAAGAACUACAUGAUGUUUGUGACUUGGUCAGACCAGAACAACAUUCUCAUCUACCGGACAUUUGAAGACUUUAAGAAAUUCCAUAAAGAGCUGAAGAGAAAAUUCCCCGUGGAGAGUGGUUCCCUCAGGAGUUUACCCAGGUUUAAAGGUGUGAUUAUGCAGCACAGGAAGGGUGGGAAGCUGAACAGGUGCCUGGAGAUCCUGAAACUUCUGGAAACCUACUCCCAGGAGCUGCUGCAAAUGGACGCGAGGAUCUCCCAGGGGGGAGACGUGAAUCAGUUUUUCAAGGCACAGACCCAGGACCUCGACCCCUCCUUCCCUGAAAACAGUGUUGUGAUCAUGCCAUCAGAAUUUAGAAGGGAAAAGAAGCACCAGCCCAUCUCCAUCACCCUUCCCCAGGCGUCCCAGAGCUACCGCUGCAUCGAGAGCUUUGAAACCAAGGACACCAAGAACAGGACGUUCACAGUGGCUCAGAAGGAAAUUGUUGAAGUGUUGAUCAAGGACAUGACUGGGUGGUGGCUGGUGGAAAAUGCAGACAAGCAGAUUGCCUGGUUCCCAGCCUCGUACCUGGAAGAGCUUGAUGUCCACGAGGACAUCCAGAGCAACUAUAGCUCAAAUGAGGAGGGCAGCCUGUACUUCGUGGUGCAGCCCUACGAGGCGCAGAAGGCGGAUGAGCUCUCUCUGCACAGCGGGGUGGUCGUGGAGGUGCUCAGGAGCUCUGACAACGGCUGGUGGCUCAUCCGGUACAAUGGGAGCACAGGCUACAUGCCCUCCAUGUGCCUCCGGCCCUACAAGAAUCCUCACCACAAGCUGCAGACCAUCAUCAACUCUGGCCUCAACAUCUCCACCCCGAACCUCUGCUCCUCCCUGUCGGCCCCCCAGCCCCGGGGACAGGCCCUGGCACAGCCCAGGGCACAGCCUGGCUCUUCCUUCAACCUGAAUGAAGAAGAUGGGAGCUCUCAGAGGAGCAGAUCCAGGUCUCUGCCCAGGGCCAGCUCCACCUCGGACCUGGAGUCAGAGAGCUCAUCCCUGAACUUGGGCAGCAGCAGCGAGCAGAGCACCCGGCUGAGCUGGAAGCCUGACCUGUCCCGCUCUCUGCCCGAAGUGGAGCAGAACAGGAGCUCCCCUGGCCUGGCCACGCACAGCACCAAGUCCCCACGCCUCACCCCCAGGGACAGGAACGACUCUGGCUUCGUGGAGUCAUCUGCAGCCGACCUGAGCUCACCCCUGCCCGACCCCGACUUGGCCACGAGUGUCCCCAAGGUGCCAGCACGGCCCUCGGCCCACGAGAUCCUGCAGAGGUGCAGCACUGUCACCAAACGGGCCCUGCAGGGACACAGCCCCCGGCCAGGCCUGCAGCCACUGCUGCCCAGCCUGCACUAGAGCAGGGACA